AAAGCAUCUCCCCAGUGAGUCGGUAUCGACGCAUAGAGCAGCUGAGUUUACGGUUGCAGCCUCUGAGGUACAAAAAAACGGGGCAAUAAUCCAAUAGAAACAUGAAUAAUAUUACAACUAUAGCAUUGACAAGCAGUUCAUAUGGUGCGCCUGUUGCAGUAAUAUUGGAUCCUGGUGUAUCUAACUUGUGCUCAGUUUAUGGUACUGGCAUUAGUGUCCUGUGAAAUCCAGAGGCGCCUUCCUCAAAACCGGAACAGGUGGCAAGCCUAGCUGAGUACAAUUACGGGAUGAAUCAAUGAGGUCAAGCCCUGUGUCUCCAGUAGUAUGGCUGGAUGGAUCCGGCGUCUUCUAGAAAGACGCAAGAGAGACUCUUUUUCCAAGACAACCAAUCCGAGCUCUUCCCAGGGGACAGCCUCCUCCCACUCCGCCUCAUCUUCCUCCAGCCGCUCCCGGCGCCCGGACCUCAGCAGCGGUGCCCGCUGGAGCCGACUGUACGACCUGUGUGUGUGCCACAGCGAGGAGGACAUCUCCGAGGCCCAGCUCCUCGUCUCUUACCUGGAGAGCCAACCCGAGGGCUUGCGCUGCUUUCUGAUGCUCCGCGACUCCAACCCGGGGGGUUCCAUUCCCUCAGAGCUGUGUCAGGCCGUGCAGAGCAGCCACUGCUGGGCUUUGCUCAUCACCCGCAGCUUCCUGUUGGACCCCUGGUGUAAGUACCAGAUGCACCAGGCUCUGGUUGAGGCGCCCAUGGCAAAUGGAAGGACCAUCCCUGUGCUUCACCGGCUGCAGCGCAGCGAGUACCCCAAGGAGCUGCGCUUCUACUACUACAUCGACAUCACUGCAGACCAGCAGCGAGGCUUCCAGCAGGUCCACAGGACUGUGCUGCACUACCUAGAGGAGCUGUGCCAAGUGGACAGCAGCAAGCUCAGUAGUCCGAGCAGCGUGGACACUGAGACGGGGGUCAGCGAGGAGGGACACAGGACUACACACUCUGAACUGUCCAGCACUGACUCGGGAUAG
Molecule: messenger RNA, 1017 nt
Organism: Acipenser ruthenus (sterlet)
Lineage: Eukaryota; Metazoa; Chordata; Actinopteri; Acipenseriformes; Acipenseridae
Product: toll/interleukin-1 receptor domain-containing adapter protein-like
Exons: 4
Coding region: 325-1017 (230 amino acids)
Biological process (GO): signal transduction
Source: RefSeq, a predicted model, not a curated record